AUGCGCUUUCGAACUGUGUUGUGGAGUCUUCUUGUGCCCGAAUGCUUGAUCAACCGCGUUUUGGCUUACAAUGCGCUUCCUAGGUGGGGUCAAGCAACCGCAUUGAUUACUGAUGCUCUGUUCGUGUACGGAGGCAAGACCGACCAAUUCAACUCUUUCUCGUACACAGCCGCACCCAACAAUAACGACCUUUUGCUUUUAUCUCUUUCUUCCCCAUUUUCUGCCUCAGCGCCUCCAUGGGAGCUCAUAAGCCCCUCGGCUUCAUGGGGUCCUGCUUUGGCAUGGCAUACCUUGUCUGCCAUUGAUUCAACCCGAAUGCUCUCCUUUGGUGGCCAACCUGACUUGAACUCACCAACAGCUACUUUUGACGGCGCUGAUUCGGCAUCCCUUCUCGAUGUGUCUAAUAUUUCAUCGCCCACAUGGAUAACGCAACCCGUCUCAUGGGCAAAUCAGCCCAUGCGUCGUAUAUACCACUCAGCAGUCUCCACAUCUUCUGGUAAAAUCGUUAUAACUGGGGGAGAGAAGGCGGAUGGUUCAAACAACCCGCUUUCUGACCAUAGCGUGUUUGACUCCGCUGGACCGACAUUCAAGCCGCUCCCAAUACCCAGUGCCCCUCCGGAUCUGUAUGGCCAUGCCUCAAUUUUACUUCCAGAUGGGCGUGUGUUAGUAUUGGGCGGGUACAGCCAAUCGCUCAAUGCUCUCAUCCCUCUAUCUAUCGUUUGGAUCCUUGACAAAAAUCAAUCAACGUGGUCUACCGCCCAGGUCUCUGGUGACAUUCUUCCCCCACCUCGCAGAGGAUUUGCGUCAACUUUACUUUCAAACGGGAAGAUCAUUAUUCAUGGAGGGUGCGAUGCAAACCUUCAAAAUAACUUUGGCGAUGGGUGGAUUUUGGACAUGACACAAAAUCCCAUGAAGUGGGCUCAAGUCGACGUCUUAUCGCAGAUAGGCUCACGUCGUGAUCACUUUGCGAUCUCAUCUGGGGACCAAGUCAUUUUUGGCUUUGGUUAUCAGGAUAAUGGCCCAGCACCCGCUCCCUUACUAAUUUAUGAUGUAUCGAGUGGAGCUUUUGCCUCCUCGUUCACGCCUCGACCAGUGGCGACAUCGACACAAACUCGCCCCCCCUCUCCAACCAAUAAUCCACAUUCAUCAACGACAGGAGUAGCGCAGCCCACGUCCACUAUGGAACCCGACCAUUCUGAUUCGCAUAGCAAGAAAGCGGCCCCGAUUGCUCUGGGAACUACGUUUGGUUUGUUGGCCCUUGUUGCCGCCAGUUUCGUUGUCUAUUACGUUCGACGAAAACAUUUCGAAAACAGGGAUCGGAGACAUUUCUCGGGAAUUGAUGGAGAUGACUAUGGGGGCAGCGACGAUCUCGGAAAUGCAGGGAUUAUUCCUGCCGCCCAUUAUCAUGAAGAGAAAAGGCGCAGUGGGUUUAGGCGGAAUCUGAAUAUUUUAAAUUCGAUCGGCAUGAUGCGGAAGCCAGGGAACAUCAGAAAUACUCAAGAGAGACGGGAUAUGCUCGCGGACGAGGAUACCAAGGACCUAGGAGAGUGGUAUAAUGCCAGGAAGCGGGACGGUACUGGGGGAAGUUCUUGGUCGUUGAAGAGUGCUUUCGGAAAGAGUCGUUUCCCGAGCUCAAAUAGCCGCCGCGUUGCCUCACGGGAAGGAACUGAUCCCUUUGCUGAUGAUGACUCUUUCAUUCGGAAUGAAGAGACCGGUUUUAUUGGAGCCGCAUCAACUGACGGACGACCAAGGGAACGUCGAGACAUGAGCUAUAUCAGCAUGCGAAGUAGCGUAAGCUAUAUGGAUCCCUUCGCCGAUCCUAUUCAAGAAGGGCGAGAACCUGCAGAUAAAGACCUCCAAUUGUCACAUCAAAUUCGGCUGGUACCACAUUCAUUCCAGCAGCCUCCAGAGAUCGAAACCUCACUUCCCAUAGCUCAAGGGCAUGGACUCAGUCCGCUUUUUGAACAGAGCUCCCAGAAUACACUUCCAUUGCAAGAUCUUGACAAUCAAGGCUCCUCGCUUGAAAACAGCUCAUCCGGAGGUUCGACAUCCCGCGUGACAUCAAUGACCUCUUUUGAGCCAUCUCAUCCCCUUCCUUUGACUACCACCAUUGUGCCGGCGCACUCACCUCCCAUGCGUCGAAGCGAUUCGUGGUGGUCUCGGUUUGCCCGCUCGAAUUUGAUUGAUCGAAAGUCCAGUGUAUCAUCCAAGCAAUCCGUCGGCCAGUCAGAGUUUCUCGAUCCGAUGCCUCCUCCGAGACUGCAUCCUAUCGAGGAGAGCGUCAAUCCCCCCUCUCAUAAUCGUAUUUCGCCACAGCCGAGUUAUUCUGAAGAGCUCUUCAGGAAGGAAUCAAAUACUCGAAUGUAUGGCGGGGGUCAUGGCAAGUCUCUGUCAUCGCUGCGCACGGCCGACUCAGAGGCCAUCGAGCGGAUGGCGGGGGCGAUGGACGUGGUUCAGAGGAUCAAGACGGGAAGUCACUAUUCCAGAGAAAGUGGCAGCUCUGUUGGCAAUUUAAGCAUUGAUACGCACAGUCUCGAUGAAGCAAGCCCUUUCGGAGCCCUGGAUAUGUUUUCAUCACCAGUGGAGGUGACGCCCACGGAACUUUCGCGGAUGCUACCGCCAAACUCUAACACCAAAGCGCCUCCUACGGCAAUCAUUCCUCCUAAAACACCAUCACCAGGUUCGAUGGGCGUCUUUGUGUUUCCUAGUGGCGCAAAUCGUCCGCGUUCUCCUCUCGCGAGUGGGAUCGCGUCUCGGGUUCAGGCUUAUGAGCAGCGGAUGUCUCCAAACCAGUUGCCAAGUCCUACGAACACCAGACAAAGAGAAGAAAGGACGAAGAAACCGAUCACAGUCAAUUAUGGGCUCGCUCCUAGACCCAGUUUAUUCAUUGCAAAUCCUGAUCACAAGUUAUCGUCUUCUGGGGAGAGUUGA
Laccaria bicolor S238N-H82 is the source of this 2931-nucleotide messenger RNA. RefSeq lists its product as uncharacterized. The transcript has 3 exons. Lineage: Eukaryota; Fungi; Basidiomycota; Agaricomycetes; Agaricales; Hydnangiaceae. The coding region runs from base 1 to 2931 and encodes 976 amino acids. Gene Ontology annotation, molecular function: protein binding. The record is from RefSeq and is a predicted model, not a curated record.